Paramecium tetraurelia is the source of this 423-nucleotide messenger RNA. RefSeq lists its product as uncharacterized. The transcript has a single exon. NCBI's taxonomy places the organism in Eukaryota, Ciliophora, Oligohymenophorea, Peniculida, Parameciidae. The record is from RefSeq and is a predicted model, not a curated record.
AUGUCAAAUUUAGAAAACUUAAUCAAUAACUAAGAAGAGUAGUAUGAAUACAAUAAUGAAGAUGAUUUUGAUUUUGAUUUUGAAAAUUUAGAGAUGCCAUAGUUAGUAAGAAGAAAUGGUGCUAUUCAAUAAGAAAAUGUUUAAGGAUACAUAAUCCUUGGCAACAUGAUAGAUAAAAUGUUUAAAGAGGAAGCAUGUCCAAUUUGUUUAAGUGAAGAUGAAGAACUGUACCCGUUGUUUUGUGGUCAUACUUUUUGCUAAAAUGACAUCAAUAAUUUGCUAACGGACUCCCAAUCUAAGCAGAAUGUCGUCUGUUGUCCUAUAUGCCGAUAAUACUAAUUUAUUGAGUCAUUUAAAAAGUUAUAGGAACUAAAAAUUGCUUCAAUAAAUACAAUUUAAAAAGACAACAAUGUAACCUGUUGA